GAAGAAGAAGAAGAAGAAGAGGCGUAAACUUCCGGCGUUUAAAAGCUUGGUAGCAACGAACAACUGUGCUUCACUGACUGAAUAUCUUGUUUUGUGCUGGAAUGGGAUCUCCUACAAAACUAGCAACACCACACAGAACCAAUGUACGUACCCCUGGUCAAGAACCUGACUCCCCACUUCCCCCCAUCCAUGAGCGGCUGGCGUACCUGCGCCCCUCCAGGGAGCUGCUGGAGUUCUACAGACAGAAGAUUGCCCAGUUUGAUGGGGAACAUGAGGAGCUCUUGCAGAUGCUGGAGAAGUACAGAGGCAUCUCAGAGGACCAGCAUAAGCUACAGUGGGAGAUACGACAGCGUGAGGGUGAGAUUGUGGAGCUGCAAAACGCUCUGAGUGACAUGCAGGUCUACCUUUUCCAAGAGAGAGAACAGUCUCUGCGGCUUUAUGCAGAAAAUGACCGACUUAAGAUAAGAGAGUUGGAGGACAGGAAGAAAAUCCAGCACCUUCUUGCCCUGGUGGGUCCUGAUGCAGGGGAGAUCACAUAUUUCCACCGGGAACCUCCUCACAGGGUCACUGUCACACAGAAGAACACUGAGUCCAGACUAGAGGACAAUCUCAAUCUCAGGCCAACAAAGUUAAGACAGGCUGUGAUCAGGAAAGCAGAGAGUAGCAGGAGAACAAAAUCAGCUGAUGAAGUAAAUGGAGAGAGCCUGGAACAAUACAAGAGCGCUAACCAGACAUUGCUGCUACAGGUGGAGGCUCUGCAGGCUCAGAUGGAAGAACAGACUCGUCUGGCCAAAGAGCAGGUUGAGUCUCUGCUGGAGGAUCGACGGAUUAAAACAGAGGAGGCACAGGCACAAAGAAACAGAGAUCAGGAGCGACUCUCUGCUCUGACUGACAAACUCCAGCGAACCCAGAACCUGUUGUAUGAGAGCACCAAAGAUUUCUUACAGCUCAAGUUCGACACACGGGCUCAUGAGAAGAGUUGGAUGAUGGAGAAAGACAAGCUGCUGAGAGAACUUGACACCUGCCACAACCGUCUGAGGAAGGUUGGGUCUGCUGGUGCAGAGAUGGGCCGGACAUGGAAGCCCAGCAGCAGCACCCCCCUGCUCCUCCCCCAGCCUCAGCCAGAGUCUCAACAGGCACACAAGGAGGAAUUAAAGAUACUGCAUGAGGAUCUGAAACAAGCCCACCGUCUGGCAGAGAUGUACAGGGAGCAGUGCAUUACUCUAGAGACAGAACUGUCCCAGAUCAGAGAGGAAGGCGAUGUUGGCAGAGAAAUAUUUAAGGAACGUUCAGACAAAAUGGCCAAGCGUCUCCAGCUGAUGACUCAGCGUUACGAGGCGCUGGAGAAGAGGAGGGCCAUGGAGGUGGAGGGCUUCAAGACAGACCUGAAGCACCUCAAACAGAAAUUCAAAGAUGUAGAAAAACAACUCCUCAAGGCUACUCUGAAUAUUGGGCCCAAUCAGGAUUUAGCCAUUUUGCACGAGGUACGUCAGACCAACGCAAGGACAAAGAAGGUUCAGGAUGAGCUGAUGGUGCUGAAGGCUAAGAUCUUUGGACUGGAAAAUGAGCUGAGAUUUAGUUGAGAAAUGGACUAUGAGGUCUUGUGUCUGUCUGCAGAAGACAAUCUGUGUGAGGCUUAUCCCAGUCAUCUAUUUCGUGCUACUGUGUUUAUGACUGAAACAUAGAGUGAAUGUUAUUUCUGUUUUGUACUUUGGACUAAUAAAGACAUUUUCCUAUGA
Scatophagus argus is the source of this 1739-nucleotide messenger RNA. RefSeq names its product coiled-coil domain containing 77 (gene ccdc77). The record is from RefSeq and is a predicted model, not a curated record. Lineage: Eukaryota; Metazoa; Chordata; Actinopteri; Scatophagidae. Gene Ontology annotation, cellular component: centrosome. The coding region runs from base 102 to 1583 and encodes 493 amino acids. The transcript has 12 exons.